CAUUGCAAUUUAAUUAAGCUGAUCUGGAAUAUUUAUGAACAAAGUUAAACAACGAAAAUGUAGACGGAAGUUUAUAACUUACAAAUAUCUUCUCGUUCAAGCUAUCGACUUAAAAUUUCAUUAUGAAAUCCCGAACGUCAAUUUAUUUACUAUCCUCUCGAAGUCAAUCCUCGCCAAUUGCCAUCGUAUUCCGAGAACGCUAAAGGAAGCGGAAUGAUCUCGAACACAAUAACGAAUAUUACAAAGAUUCCCCAAGGGGAAUCUUCAGGGGAUUCUUGGAGAUUCUCGACGACCGGCUAUCUGCAGGAGCCUCACUCCACGAUCGGCGGCGCCGUUCGCAUGAAUUACACGAACAUGAUCCUCUUCGACGACGACAUCGCGUCGACCCGCCGAGAUUCCCUGUACGUCGUGCUACCCAUCACCGUGAUCUACGUGGUGAUCUUCUUCACCGGCAUGAUCGGCAACAUCUCCACGUGCGUGGUGAUCGCGCGCAACAAGUCCAUGCACACCGCCACCAAUUACUACCUCUUCAGCCUCGCGGUGUCCGACCUCCUCCUACUCGUAUCCGGUCUGCCACCGGAAAUGUAUUACAUCUGGUCGAACUUCCCGUACAUAUUCGGCGAGGCGUUCUGCAUUAUUCAGAGCUUCGCCGCGGAGACCUCGGCCAACGCCACCGUUCUCACCAUCACGGCCUUCACCGUCGAGAGGUACGUGGCGAUCUGUCAUCCCUUCAUCUCGCAUACAAUGUCGAAGCUGUCUCGGGCGGUCAAGUUUGUGGUGGCGAUCUGGUUGUUGGCUCUGUGCCUCGCCAUUCCGCAGGCCAUCCAGUUCGGCAUCGUUUAUGAGUAUUUUAACGAAACCAUCAUUUCGGACAGUGCCAAGUGUUCGGUACGAUGGACGCUGAACGAGCACGCCUUCGAGAUCUCGACCAUUCUAUUCUUCGUGAUACCGAUGACGAUCAUCACCGUGCUGUACGUGCUGAUAGCCGUCAAGCUGCGACGCUCGAGCCUGCUGACCAUCAGUAAGAGGCAUCACGUUCCCGGUGGUUUGAAUCACGCGGACAGCAGCAGAGGAAAGACGAACGCUCAGAGGAACGUCAUUCGCAUGCUCGUUGCAGUAGUGGUAGCCUUUUUUAUCUGCUGGGCGCCAUUUCACGCACAGAGACUGCUCGCCGUUUACGCUCAGAGCAGUCUCAGCUCAUCUGAGGCGAAGGAUACCGUGGUCAUAGUCUAUACUACUCUCACAUACGUGUCGGGGGUGUUCUACUAUUUAUCCACCACGGUGAAUCCACUCCUCUACAAUAUCAUGUCUAACAAGUUUCGAGAGGCUUUCAAGUCGAUGUUGCCCAAGCGUUGCGUCAGGAAGUUCUCAUCUCAUAAGGGCACGCAUCGACAGCCGACUUACAGCAGCCUGUCGCGGUAUCAAAGGUCGAUGAGGCAUCGAUUCGACGAUCCUCAGCACUCACCCUCAAUAUCGGUUAGCGAUGAACAGCAACGAUUAACGCAUAUUGCACUAGCGAACGCAAACUCCUGCGAGCUGAACGGGCUCGCGAAGAACGAGCGGCCUCAUAUCGCGAUCAGGGAAACAAGUUGCCGAGAUUACACCAGAAGAGUGUCCAGAGAUUCCGAUUCCAGUCAAGUUACCAUGAUGACAUCGUUGAGCAAAGAUCGCGACGAGGGCAACAACAACGUGACUGCCACGAACGACUGCCUAUCGAGGAUUCACAGGUCGUCGAAGGCUGUCACUUUAGGGAUCCUUACGGAAAGACUGGGCCUCGGCACAAAAGGAUUUUUCGCGCAACACCGGAAGAAUUUACCGACGAAUCCAACGAAACCGAAAAACGUGCCGCCAUGCCGAUUUCAGAGUCACCCGAGCAUCGAGAGCUCCAAUACGAUUAGUAACUCCAGUCUUCAGGAAUUUGACGAGACCGAAUUCACUGGGACGGAGCUGGCACGUUACAUGGGCGAGUUGAAUUUCAACCUAGUUACCUGACAUUCAUUCUUUGCGAGAGAAUGCCGUCUCUCGAAUUAGAUAUCGAGCAGAAAUCAAAACUCUCUGUGAACUCUCUUGAAACGACAGAUUUCUACAAAUUUUUAAUCCGAGAGUCUUUUCCGAAGGUCGCAAUUGAGCUCGCGAAUCGCGAGUCUCGGAUGCAACCGAUGCUGGAUUUAGCCGCGUGCCAAACGGUACACAGUUGCAUCAUCGAGACGAAUUGGCGCGAAACAUAAGCAGAAGGCGAGCAGAACUUUGCAGAAAGUUCUAUGGCAAGAAGAGAAAGGAACUGAUCCGCUUAUUUUGAUCGCACGAAGAGGCGCAAGAUAUAUGGAAAUUGAUGAAAAUGUAAAUAAACGGUAUUAAAAGCACCGCAUGUAAUUUACGGACUAAAAGGGGAUAUUUAGGCGUAUCAGUGAUUCACACGAACAGCCAUGCCGGAAAUUACAUGGACGCAGGAUGUAAAACAUGUGUGGAUGUUUGAUAUAUCUAAAAGUACGUAUGUUGCGAACGCGUUAUACCUCUACACGGCUGUUAAUAACGCUAGUCUUCCGCAAACGCGGAGAAAAUUUGCAGAUACAGAAUGUUCCUAAGAACGUGUAUAAUGAAGAUUAGUAUGAUGUUCUUAUUAAUAAUGUAAUCAUGUAAUUAAAUGGAACAUUCUGUCAUCAGUUAUGUCAACGCGUGUCAAGACAGCUUCUUCCUUUUCAUCCAUUGUCAAAACUAAUAUAAUUUUUCGUGAUAAUAGUACAUUGCAUAACGAUUUUAAUGUUAAGCGCGAUCAAAAAUUUAUAUAAACGUAAAGCCUGCGUAAUUUAUUUAUUUCUGUCAUGUCGUACGAACAUUAGAGGAAUGUCAACACGCACAAAAUUAUUUCGACAAUACCAAUAAAAAAUAGUUGAUUACAAAA
Messenger RNA from Pogonomyrmex barbatus (red harvester ant), 2902 nucleotides. Its product is annotated as pyrokinin-1 receptor. Gene Ontology annotation, cellular component: plasma membrane. Lineage: Eukaryota; Metazoa; Arthropoda; Insecta; Hymenoptera; Formicidae. Gene Ontology annotation, biological process: neuropeptide signaling pathway. The record is from RefSeq and is a predicted model, not a curated record. Gene Ontology annotation, molecular function: neuromedin U receptor activity.